Messenger RNA from Paramecium tetraurelia, 1830 nucleotides. RefSeq lists its product as uncharacterized. Gene Ontology annotation, molecular function: ATP binding; threonine-tRNA ligase activity. NCBI's taxonomy places the organism in Eukaryota, Ciliophora, Oligohymenophorea, Peniculida, Parameciidae. The record is from RefSeq and is a predicted model, not a curated record. The transcript is spliced from 2 exons. Gene Ontology annotation, biological process: threonyl-tRNA aminoacylation. Gene Ontology annotation, cellular component: cytoplasm; mitochondrion.
AUGAAAAUUAUUUAUAAAUUUACACAGCAAGUCCUCUAUCAGAAUAAGCAAUAUUCAAUACUCAAGCCAUCAUAAUUGUCAGUCCCCAAAGAUGCUUUCAUCGCCAAAGUCACUAACAAAGAUGGUAGCACAUCUCUCCAUGAUCUCAAUAGGGAAUUGAAAUAGGAUUGCACCAUUGAAUUUCUAGAUUUCUCUAAUCAAGACGCAAGAAGAGUCUUUUGGCAUUCAAGUGCUCACGUUUUAGGUGCCAUCCUCAGUAAAUUUGGAGCCGAGUUAGAAUUCGGACCAUCAACUGAAAAUGGAUUCUACUAUCAAUGCAAAUUGGAUAAGGAAAUUGAAUUAGAUUAACUUAACUAAGAAAUUGAGCAAUAUCUGAAAUAGAAAAAGCACCUUUUUGAAAUUUAAUCCAUAUCCCAGGAUGAAGCAUUAUAAUUAUUCAACAAGAAUGCAUAUAAGUUAAGCAAAAUUAAGUAGACAGCCUUCUAAAAUUAUCAAAUUUACAAAUUGGACGACUUUGUAGAUUUAUGUAAGGGUCCUCACAUUGAUCAUACAAAUCGUAUUUAUAAAUUGAUAAUCAAUCAUUCACAACCCUUCCAAAAUAGUUAUAGAUAUCAGGGUAUUGCAUUUCCAAAUUCAAAAUUAUAUUAAGAUUAUUAGAAAUAAAUGGAAUGUGAUCAUAGACAUAUUGGCAAACAGAAUCAUUUAUUUGUGUUUAAUAAAUUAGCUCCUGGAAGUGCAUUUUUCUUACCUCAUGGAACCAAGAUUUACAAUAAGCUUGUAGAGAUGAUUCGCAAAGAGUAUAGAGAGAGAGGAUAUCAGGAAGUCAUUACUCCAUAAUUAUUUCACAAAGAUUUAUGGAAACAAUCUGGUCAUUUGGAUAAAUAUGCAGAAAAUAUAUACAUGACUCAUGAUCAUUAAAUGGGAUUGAAGCCAAUGAAUUGUCCUGGCCAUUGUUUACUGUACAAAACAUUGCAGCACAGUUACAAAGAGUUGCCAAUUCGAUUUGCUGAUUUUGGUGUUUUACACAGAAACGAAGUGCAUGGAACUUUGACUGGAUUGACAAGGGUGCGUAAAUUCACAUAAGAUGAUGCUCAUAUAUUCUGCACGAUUGAACAAAUACAACAAGAAAUAAAAAACACAUUAGACUUUUUGAGUAAGGUGUAUGGUCGUUUUGGAUUUACUUGGGAAUUGACAUUGUCCACUAGACCUGAUAAGUAUAUAGGUGAUUUGUAGAUAUGGGAUGAGGCUGAAAGGUAAUUGAGAAUUGCACUGUCUGACACACCAUACACGGAGAAUCCUGGAGAUGGGGCAUUCUAUGGUCCAAAGAUAGAUGUAUUAAUAAGGGAUCAUAAUCAGAAGUAACAUCAAUGUGGCACAAUUCAAUUAGAUUUCAAUUUGCCAGAAAGAUUUGAUCUCACUUAUCAUCAUGAAAACGAUAAAUUUUCAAGGCCAGUAAUGAUCCAUAGAGCUAUUCUUGGUUCGAUUGAGAGGAUGAUGGCUAUCUUGACUGAGUAAUACAAUGGGAGAUGGCCAUUUUGGUUGUCACCCAGAUAAGUAUUGAUAAUUCCUGUGAGUGAAGUCUCAAAGUAGUAUGCGAAGGAGAUUUAUGAUUAAUUGUAUAAGUUAGGAUUCGAAGUGGAAUUGGAGGAUAGUGAGCAGACUUUGGGGAAGAGAAUUCGAAAGGGGGAGAUGUUGCAUUUCAAUUACAUUUUGACUUUGGGGGCCAAGGAGUAGGAGUCAAACACAGUUGAUGUCAGAGAGAGAGGGGAUAAUCACAAACAUUAAUCAAUGAAAUUAGAUGAGUUUAUAACAAAAAUUAUUUAAUUAUGA